GGAGCAGCGAGACGAGCGGCGGGCCAGAGAGGCCGGAAGUGAGUCCAGCCAGGGGUCGCGCUGGCCGCGUUGGCGGUGUGUCGCCUCUACUCCCUUUGUGGUAUUUUCUUGUAGGCCUCGGGAAAGACCGGGCCCCAGAUGGACCCUGGGAAGGACGAGGGAAGUCCGCCGCAGCCCUCAGGGCGGCCCACCAGGAAGAAGUUUGUUAUCUCACUGGAGGAAGACGAGGUCCCUCCUGCAGGGGCCAGGCCCUUAUUCAGAUCUUCACGGAACCCCACCACGGCAACCUCAGCCCAGGCGGCCCCUCAGUCAUAUGCUGAGUAUGCCAUUGCCCAGCCUCCAGGAGGGGCUGGGGCCACAGGGCCCACAGGCUCUGAACCUGUGAAGGGAGAGAACCCCAGCCAGACCCUGAAAACGGGAGCAAAAUCCAGUAGCAUCCUCGUGAGCCCCCGGCAGAGGGGCAACCCUGUGUUGAAGUUCGUGCGCAAUGUGCCCUGGGAAUUCAGUGAGGUGACGCCCGACUAUGUGCUAGGCCAGAGCACCUGUGCCCUUUUCCUCAGCCUCCGCUACCACAACCUCCAUCCAGACUACAUCCAUGAACGACUGCAGAGCCUGGGGAAGAGCUUUGCCCUGCGUGUGCUGCUGGUCCAAGUGGAUGUGAAAGAUCCUCAGCAGGCCCUGAAGGAGCUGGCUAAGAUGUGCAUCUUAGCGGACUGUACCCUGAUCCUGGCCUGGAGCGCGGAGGAGGCAGGGCGGUACCUGGAGACCUACAAGGUUUACGAGCAGAAGCCCGCUGACCUUCUCAUGGAGAAGCUGGAGCAGAACUUCCUGUCCCGGCUCUGACUCCUAGGCUGCCCUUGGCAUCUACCAUCCCAUUCCCUCUGCUUGGAUCUGUUUCCCAGGCCAGCUCUGAUGCUGCCUCCUCCAGGAAGCCCUCCUUCAUCCUCAGCCUGGUAGCCAAGAGUGCCAGGCUGGAACCAUCCUGCAACAGCACCCAGUGGUCACUUGCAUGUUGUUUUGUAAACGAAUCGGUAACUUUCAGCGCUUAUGAGGGAUUCUGCAUUUGUCUUUCUGGGUGUGCUCCUGGGAAGUGGCCCAGCCACAGGGCCCACUAGCAGCAAGGGGCUGCGUCCAUAGCUGCACCCACUCUUCCUACACUGGCUCCACAUCGAGUGUAACCCUGGGGAAGGGUUAUCCCUAGGGAAGCAGAGGGAGAAGAGACUUAGCUGACGAGGAGCUGGUGUCACCCGGCCCUGCCUGCCCAGCCCUGUUAAAAGCCAGCAGUCCAGGCCACGCCUUUAACCCCAGCACUAGAGAGGCAGAAGCAGGUGGAUC
Onychomys torridus (southern grasshopper mouse) is the source of this 1335-nucleotide messenger RNA. It is a transcript of the gene Ercc1, whose product is annotated as ERCC excision repair 1, endonuclease non-catalytic subunit. The coding region runs from base 139 to 843 and encodes 234 amino acids. The record is from RefSeq and is a predicted model, not a curated record. Gene Ontology annotation, molecular function: damaged DNA binding; single-stranded DNA binding. Gene Ontology annotation, cellular component: nucleus; nucleotide-excision repair factor 1 complex; ERCC4-ERCC1 complex. NCBI's taxonomy places the organism in Eukaryota, Metazoa, Chordata, Mammalia, Rodentia, Cricetidae. Gene Ontology annotation, biological process: UV-damage excision repair; mitotic recombination; nucleotide-excision repair. The transcript has 8 exons.